AAAAACACAUUAACAACCAAAUUUUCAACACACAAUUUCACAGCCAUAACCUGCAACAAAAUCAAAACACACAGAGCCAAUUUUCAAUCGACAGAAUCAUCACAACCUGCAAAGCAUCACAUAAUAAUCUUCCAGCCAGAGAACACGCACAAAAACAACCAAAGAUUCAACCACAACCUGCAAAAAUCAUCAAACACCUCAAAUCGCGAAUCACAUUAUCGAAAUCCAUAACCAUACAUUCAGAAUCCAAUACCACAACAACAGAACCGAAUCCUUCACAAAAAAAAACAUUCAAAAGUUGAUAGUGUAGGACCAUACCCAAAAACUACGAUGAUCAUAAAUGUGAGAGAUUCGAAGAUGGUGCAACCAUCAAAGGAGGUUGCACGACGGAGGGUGUGGAACUCCAAUGUUGAUUUGAAGACGCCAAAUAUUCACACGCCCAGUAUUUACUUCUAUAGAACCAACACCACUUCCAAAUUCUUCGACACCAAGAUUAUGAAGGAAGCUCUCAGCAAAGUGCUUGUCUCAUUCUAUCCAAUGGCGGGUCGUUUUUGUUACGACAAAGACGGUCGUGUAGAGAUCGACUGUGACGGUCAAGGGGUGCUCUUUGUUGAAGCUGCCACUAACUCAUUCAUAGAUGAUUUUGGUGACUUUGCUCCCACAUUGCACUUGGGCCAGCUUAUUCCCAUUGUUGAUUACUCGCGCGGAAUCGAAACAUAUCCCCUCCUAGUGUUGCAGGUAACAUACUUCAAAUGUGGAGGAGUCUCACUUGGUGUUGGGAUGCACCAUUAUGUAGCCGAUGGAGCUUCUGCUUUUCACUUCAUCAAUACAUGGUCAGAUGUAACUCGUGGUCUAGAUGCUUCCAUCCCACCAUUUAUUGAUCGGACACUACUCCAUGCCCGCGAUCCGCCACGACCAAUUUUUGAUCACGUUGAAUUCAAAUCUUCACCAUCCAUGAAAAUUCCACAACAGCCCCCUGGCUCAGUGGAUGUAACAAGAUCGAUUUACAAAUUGUCUCGCGAACAACUCAAUAAGUUGAAAGAUAAGUCCAAAGAAGUUGGCAACACAAUCAACUACACCACUUAUGAGAUGUUAGCUGGUCAUGUUUGGAGAAGUGUCUGCAUAGCAAGAUCACUUCCCAAUGAUCAAGAAACCAAAUUGUAUAUCCCAACAGAUGGAAGAUCAAGGUUGCAACCUCCACUUCCAUUGGGUUACUUCGGCAAUGUGAUAUUCUCAACCACACCUAUAGCUCUAGCAAGUGAUCUCAUUUCAAAACCAACAUGGUAUGCUGCAAGCAGAAUUCACAAUGCAUUGUUGCGAAUGGACGAUGAAUACAUGAAAUCUGCUAUUGAUUAUCUAGAGUUACAACAUGAUAUAAGAGCUAUUCCCCGCAACCCUAAUGUUAAGUGUCCAAAUCUUGCGAUCAUUAGUUGGGCAAAGUUUCCAAUCUAUGAUGCUGAUUUUGGUUGGGGAAGGCCAAUUUUCAUGGGACCUGGGGCUGAUUUUGAUGGACAGUGUUUCAUAAUUCCAAGCUCAACAAAUGAUGGGAGUUUAUCUGUGGUAAUUUCUCUUCAACAUGAGCACAUGGAAGUGUUUAAGGAAUUGGUGUAUGAUAUUUGAAGAAACAAAAUUAUUGAGGUUUACUGUCAUUUGAACAUGUUUGUUUCAAUUUUUUUGUUUUUGUUUUUCAUUACGUACUUUUAGCUGAACCCUAAAAAAAGUUAAUGGGAUUUAAGCUUACAAUAAACUAAGUUUCCGGGGUUACAGUGUUAUAAUUUGUAAACAAUUAUAUUUGAUAUUGUAAUUGCAUAUUGUUGAAUUUU
Molecule: messenger RNA, 1823 nt
Organism: Medicago truncatula (barrel medic)
Lineage: Eukaryota; Viridiplantae; Streptophyta; Magnoliopsida; Fabales; Fabaceae
Product: shikimate O-hydroxycinnamoyltransferase
Exons: 3
Coding region: 331-1620 (429 amino acids)
Molecular function (GO): acyltransferase activity, transferring groups other than amino-acyl groups
Source: RefSeq, a predicted model, not a curated record